Messenger RNA from Pipra filicauda (Wire-tailed manakin), 8258 nucleotides. It is a transcript of the gene DYTN, whose product is annotated as dystrotelin. Gene Ontology annotation, biological process: synaptic signaling. Gene Ontology annotation, molecular function: zinc ion binding. Gene Ontology annotation, cellular component: plasma membrane. The record is from RefSeq and is a predicted model, not a curated record. Lineage: Eukaryota; Metazoa; Chordata; Aves; Passeriformes; Pipridae. The coding region runs from base 5469 to 7496 and encodes 675 amino acids. The transcript is spliced from 14 exons.
AUAUGGCACUGCUCUUCUGUAGAGCUGCCCUAUUCCUCUUGUGGCUGCGUUAAACACUAGGCAGAGGCCUUCCCACUGCUAGCAGCUAUCUGCUUAGUUGUGGUCUUGUCUUGUGACAUCAGUAUCAGGUGUUCAAAUGUUCCCAGAGUGCCCUGCUGAUCUCUUUGAAUGUGUAGGCAUUUUAAAAGGCUGGCAAAAUUAUGUAGUGUUUUUGCCUUUUUUUUUUUACAGAAAUGGAAACCUUGCCUACUGGGUCACUUUAGCCAGAGUUGUCUGGAGGAAAAAUGCUGGAAAUUCCCAUACUAAAAUAAGACUUUCAUUGCUCCAGAGAGCAAACUACAAAAAACGUUUAAACAUUGUCAUAGCUUUUGCUGUAUCUUCUUCAUAAAAAAACAGGAAAUCUCUAGGCAGAAAAAUAUUUCAAAAUCAGAAUGAAUAUAACAUUCUUAAUCUGGAGACCAAAAUAAAAUUCCAACUGAUUCUAAUGAGUCUAGGAUUUCAUUUGCAUCCAACAGCUUAUUUCUUCAGACCAAUAAACUGUUGCAAAAACAUAGUUUAGUGUUCCUAUUAUGAAAAUAUUGAGUAGGAUUGUCACACCUAGAGUAGCAAUUUUCUAACUCCAGAUACUUAUUUUGAAUGUAUUGAAACACAGGACUUGUGUAAUAAUAUAUCUUCUUAGGCAAAAUUGAUUUUUCACACAAAAAUAUAAGUCCAUCUCCUUAGUGACAAGAUAAUUUUUUGUCCCCAUGGGGUUUUUUUAUUUAUCUCAUGAGUUUCAAUGGAAUACUCAUAUGUUUUAAGUCAAACAUGCAAUUAAUUAAGUCCUUGUGUAAACAGAAUUAUUGAGGAACCACUCUCACUUGUAUGUCUUUGGGGUCUUAAAAAAUGGAAACUGUGUUAAUGAAAUGUUACUGUACUUGCUGAUUUUAUCAGUUAUGUUUAAAGCAAAAUAGAAAGCUUCCUGUUCUUUGAAUCAGAUACAUAUAGUUGGAAUAAAUUCAUUAUUUCUGUUCAAGUGGAGGUUCAAGUUCUGAACAGGGGUAGACUUCUUAUAUGAGGAAACCAAGAGGAGUAUAUGUUAUAUAUAGGAGGAGUUCACAUGGAAAUUUGAGAGGCAGGUGUAGUAGAAAAUCUUGAAGAAAGGGGUUAGGAAUCAGUAAUUUCAUGAGGAAAUGGUCUCCACAGAAUUAGUUUCUAGUAUAUGCACAGAAAAUUGGCUGAGUUUCUGGGGAGCAUCUGGAGGUAGAAGUCUCAGGAGAGCAUAGUGGGGUGCUACCAGUAGUCAUUAUAAACUACCUGGUUUGUUCCAUAGCUCCUUCUCCAAGACAGGACAGGAAAAGUUAUCUUCUCUAAUGUAUAUUUACAUUUGGGGUUUUUUCUAUAUGGAAUAUGAUUUGCCUGGGGGGAUAGCAGUUCAAACAAGCUGCAGUUCAAGCACCAACACUGCACAGCUGCUAAUGAGAAACUAUAUAACUGUUUCUGCAAUAUAUAAACAGGCUUAUCAGACUUAGUCACUAGCUGACAAGCUUUUUUUCUCAGAGGCUGGGAGGUGAAAGAAAAAAAAUGUUUGGGAUGUCUCUUGUAUCCUAAACUAUUCUAAAUGGAUUUGCCUAGUGACCUGCAGGGAAAUUCAUGUCUUCCCUUGUGGAAGCAUAAUAGAAUGGAAAAGUUUCUUUUCCUAGCUUUGCUUGGGAGAGAAAGACAAAAAUUAAAAUAGUAGGAAAGCUAAAAUGUAGUAACGUAUUCAAAGUUGGUUACAGUUGUAACACAGCAAUUGACUCAGUCAUCACUAAGUUUGGGGUUUCUAUAAGUAAUAAGCCAGUACACAUCAUCUCACAAAUUACCAAGUAAUGUUAUAUAUGCAGGAUAUUCAUAGCAUUGAUGACUCCUACUACCUGGAUGUUAGAGUAGAUGUUGAAAAAUUUAUGAAAAAGGGCUUUAAGCUAAAUAUAUGGGUCUUACAAAUGUUAUAUAUAUUCUUCAUAAACCCUUACGCUUGGGUGUUGUGAAGAGUGUGUUAGCUUUCUGGUUGGUCUGAACAAUCCUUAUUCUAGGACAUUACCACUAGGGUUUACUAUUUUUCUUCUUCGUGUAGCUGCACCAACUCUUUGUUUCAACACACUGUGCUUUCUGCAUUACUGUGCCAGCUUCCACCUUAUUUUAAGUCUCUAUAGCAACAUGCUUCUCAGCAACUGGGAGAUGCUUAGUAAAGGCCCCUCAAUGUAGAAAUAUUGCACUCCAACCUUAGAAAAAUGCUUUGAAACAAAGAUCAAAGAAGUUUUAUCUUGAAUAAUUCAGGAUAUUUAUUACUAUUUAAUUAGUGUUCUCUGUUUUGACUGCUUAGACAAUUACCUGAUACUUUGAUCUGGGCCUUUGCCAGGCAUUUGUUGUGAGCAGCAUUAAUUUAAAAGCAAAACCUUUAGAACUACAUCUUGAAAUCAACUUUUAAGUGCUAUAAAACUACCGGACUCCUCUGGCAGUGUCGUCUGACUUUUGGGCCUUUAGUAAGUAAUAAGAGAAAGGUAAGAGCAGCUACUGUAUUUAAGAGAAGACAAUAAUUUUGGCCUUUGAACAAAACAUAGAAUGUGUUCACCCUUCACAGGAAACAAAAGUAGCUGUAGGUUAUUUUAUGCAUAUUUAAAAUGUUGAUGAUAUGUUGCCUGAUUUCAAAAGAAAAAAAUUCUCUGUGAUCAAGUCAGUUGAUCUGUUGGGAGAUUUCUGCCUUACUUCAUGUGGCUUGUCUUUCUCUGUACUGUAACUUAAUCAUGUAGCAUGUUUAAAAGUGCAUUUUAUUUGCUGAAGUACAUAUUCUAAGAACCUGUAAGGCAAGUAAAGUAGAUAUAAGUAAUCAAACAUUGCUUUUCUUUCACAUUACAAUAGGUUUCAAGAAAAGGGCUGCUCUUGUUCUGCACAUAAGAGUAUUCUUAUUAAUGGGACCAAGAUUUAUAAUUGUAAAAAUUUAUUUCCUGCACAUUUGUACAUAAUUUUAAUUUUCUUGUUUGUUUGUUUUCUGUUUUUUUUAUUGUUAAAGGGCACAAGUAGCUGAAAUAUAACACACUAACUGAAAUGGUGUAUGAAUGAGCAAAGUUAGUUCAGAUUUGGUGGCUGCAGAUACUGCUUCUACUUUCAUAUUAUGUUCGUUAUAAGGUAGAUGUGCUAAUACUGAAGUAGAUUCUGUUCAUUUCACCCAGGCAUUUCUAACUGCAGUCAAGAUCUGGACUGUCCACAGAGUUUUGUAUAUAAAAAUGUAGACUGUACAUACAUUAAUAAUGCCUUUUGUAAGGUUUUGGAGGGAGGAUUCAUAGGUAUGAUGUUGUAUAAUGGUGGGCAGUUUGGUAAAACACAUAAACACGUGCUUAACCAAGACCAUAAAUACCCUAAUAGAAGGGUAUAGGGUCUUUCCAUAUGGGUCCUUUAAAUGUUGGACUCUGCACUGUACUGAAUAGAGAUCUUGUCAUUUUACAGUAUCAGGUGCUCAUAGAUUAUGCAUGCUGCAUAAUUCAGUAAGGAUCUGUUCUUAUUUGAGUAAGCAAAUUCUAAUGAGUUCUGUAUAUUUUUACAUUCGUUCCAUCCUCUUUCUUUAUUUUAUGUACCCUUGGUGCAGAGAAAAACAGGAGGAAAACAUGAGGCAAGCUGUGUGUUUGUAAGUUUACCUUCUAGGUUUCUUACAAAACAUGUAGCUUUCAAUAAACACUUAUCUUUAAUUCAUUGUUUAGAAUCUUCUGAUUUCAUUGAUUUGCCUACAUUGACUUUUCUGUCAGGCUAUGCAGAGGCACCUACUACUGCAUGUAUUUUAGGAGUAAUUGUAUCAUAUUUGCAUAUAUGUUGCGUAUGUAUUUGCAUAUCCAUAUGUAUAUGUACAAAGUUACAUGCCUAUGUAAAUGUUGGGCAGAGCUGUAGUCUUGCAGAACCCAGUGUGGAGUCCGAGAUCUAAAUCUUAGUAAGGAAGAAAAUAGAAGAACAGUGGAAAAGAAACAUAGUGGUAUUUCUUUCAAAGAAAGACUUAAGUAAAAACUGUGGUAGUGUAGUCUUUAAUGAAAAGUUAUGAAAGCAAAUCUGUAUCACAUUAUUUUAAGUAUUUAUAGAUUACUUAGAGACUGAAACACAAAGUAGCAGCUUUCACCAACUAAAAUGGUGAGAAGCAUAUUUAUGGUAGACUGAACAAUUACAGAUCAUUGAAUAUUUAUGCUUCAUAAUUGGCCAGUAUUCUGUCAUGUUUAUGUCAAAUGAUCAAUGAUUCUCACUGGAGAAAUGUAGUAAGUGAACAUUUGUUUAAGUUAGGGUUUAACACCAAAGGUAUUAUUUAAGUUUUAAAUAUUUUCCAAGUAUUUAAUUUUUAUUUAUUCUGGCAAAAUUUCCCUUUUUUCUCCACAAUAAGCCGUAUAUGUGGCCCUUGGAAUCUUGUAAAACUUAGAUCCAUUAUACCUAAUGUUUUGCAACUGAUAUUAACUGAUAUUAACUAAUAUUAACUGAUAGUUACUAUAAUUAAUUCAUAUUUUUAUGUUUGAAAAUAUAAUGUAGUUUAGAGCAUUAGUGAAAUAAAUCCUGAGGGGAGACAUUCAGUUUCCAUUAUUAUCAGGGACAUAAUUACUUUUGCUUUCAGAGUUGUUUAAAAAAGGAGGUUCAUGGUUAUCCUUCCUUUUUCCCUUCCAAGUCAGCUCAAUAAGAAAUAAUGUCACCUCAGACAAAAACGUAAGUUCUGUUUGAAAAUUUUAGGAAAUACCUGUGAGCAAUUGCAAUCAAUGAAUCUUGGGAAGAGGCUGGUUUACAGUUAUACCCUCUGUGACCUGAAAUUGUACACUAUGGACUGUGUGGUAAUCCUGCAUGUAAACACUGGACUCUUACAGUGAAAGGUCCCAUUUCCUGUACUUGAAACUGUUUUGAGGAUCAGUUUUGCCCUGCUAGAGUUUUGCAAUUACUUGAGUUACUCCUACUUUAUGCUGAGCACAGAGUGUGCAAUUUCCUGGCGUUUCUCUGCACGUGGCACCAGAACUGCUACGGUGUCUUAUGUAUUCUGUUUAAUUUAAUUUCUGAAAUGCAACCAGUAAAUUGUUCAGAUUAAAAGGUUUUAUUUGAAUGGUUCGAUAUGUCUCUGUCUGGAAUAUGUGCUUUUACACUUUUUUUGUUUUGUUAUAGAAUGCCUAAUGCCAUCUGUUCAUUUCAAAUGGAUCCAGACUUGCAGGGUGAGGAUUUUUCUUAUUUUUUCCCAGCUUUUCUCAAGAGGCAUUUCUGUGUCUUUUUGAACAGAAACUACUGAAUUGUAAUGAAGUCAUGCCACUUUAAGAAUUUCUGUCCUGUAGCACAUGAAUGACAAAUUACACAGCUGUUAAGUCAUACCUUUAUUGUUGGAUCUGCCUUGGCACCUUCCUUGCCAUUAUCACAUUGGCUCAUGGCACACUGGGAUCAUCUUCCCUAAUUUAUAAUAUAUAUGCUAUGUUUUUUCCCAUAUUCUCAAACAGGCAUGAAGGAUGGCCAUACAUGCCCUCUCUGAGUGCAAAAUCUCAUCAAAUGCUUCAUCUGCUACAGAACAAGUAGCACAAAAUGCAGAACUAGCAGAGGCUUUCAAUGAUGUUCAGAGCUCCGUCUACAGAACAGCCUUAAAACUACGCUCAGUACAAAGUCUGUGCCAGUUGGAUUUGAUUGACGUUUCUCUGAUUCAGCACAUCCUAUCAAGUGAACGGAGCCAGAGAGGAGAGCAGAUUUCUCUGAAUAUGCAGCAAAUCUCUAGAAUGUUGACAGAACUGUUCCGAAGGGCAAGAUUAGAAAAACCAGGCCAGGUAGAUCUGAGAGCCGCUGAAUUCACGUUGAGUCUGCUCGUUGCCAUGUAUGACAGAUCUGGAACAGGGUAUGUCAAAAUUAGAUCUGCUGCAGCUGCCCUAAUUGCCCUUUCAGGAGACACUCUACUGGCUAAAUACAGAGCUUUCUUCCAGUUUUACGCUGUCCCUGAUGGGAAGGUGGCCUUGAUUACCCGUAGUGCCCUGAGAAGCCUACUAACAGACUUAAAUCAGAUCCCAGCCAUUGUGGGAGAAAGCUGCACUCUGUCUUGUGUGGAAAUUGCGACUCAUGACUGUUUCCAUGGGGUUCUGAAUUCAGCUAUUGUUGAAGAAAAAUUCCUGUCUUGGCUGAGAUCGGAGCCUGCUGUUCUCCUGUGGCUCCCUACAUGUUACAGAUUAUCAGCCACGGAAAUGGUUUUUCACCAAGCUAGAUGUAGAGUCUGCAAAGUUUUCCCCAUUACUGGCCUCAGGUAUCGCUGUUUGAAGUGCCUCAAUUUUGACCUUUGCCAAGCGUGUUUUUUCACUGGCCGUCUCUGCAAACCACAUAAGAGGUCACAUCCUGUUGUGGAACACUGUGUGCAGAUGUCAGCAAAGGCCAGUGCAAAGCACUUUCUCCGCACCAUCAGGAACAACCUGUUUCAAGAGCGCUGCAGAAGAAAGGAGGCUCAGAGAAGAAGGACUCUGGAGACAGUGGAGGAGAGGCACUUCCCUACUCACAAAAAGACUUUUCCUCCUGCAGAACUCAGUGCUUCACCACUCCCUGGCCCUGAAAACCUGUCUUUCCCAGGGGACAGUUGUGUCCCAGAGUCACCCGAGUUCAUAGCUGAAAACAGGACUGUAAUGCAGAAGAGUGAGAAUAACAGAAAGACCAGAAAGACACUAGAGCAAGGCGAGACAAUAGCUCAGGCAAUAGCCUCUUUUGAAGCAGAUGUGUUAAAAAUGCACAAAUCUAUCACAAGCGUUCACAGUGACAGCAGGUACAUGAAGAAGCAGUUCAACAAAUGGAAGGACAAAAUACAAUUUCUUCACAACUGCCAGGAAGAAAAAAGCUGCAAAAUAGAGGCGAAACUCCAAAGACUGAGAGUAAGCCAUAAAAACCUACAAAUGACACUGCAGCAAAUGGAGCAAGAAGUAAAGACAAUGUUACAGUCAUCAGAACGUCCUUUUGCACAGUAUCAGAAUACAAUGCCAAGAAAUCCCCCUGUUCUGCUGGAAAGGAAAAUGCAGGGUGGAUUAAAUCCUGCCCAAAUAAAGCCUACUUCCAGAACAUGUGCAGACUGGAAAUCUUUGAGUCCCCCCAACCCUGCAAAUAGAAUGCAGCUUUUACAGACACCUGAGGUUCCCACUGCAGUGGACUUUAUGUUUUCAGAUGACCCACUGGAGUCAGUGUCCCUGCAGAGUAACAGACCUUUUAUGGGACAGUAUAAAAAAGCAAAUGAGAAUCAAACAUAUCUGCCUAAAUGGACAGAAAACUCUCUCAGUGGCGUCAUGAGGAAUACAGUUCUUACUCCCCCUGCAGUGCAACUACCACCUGAUGAGAAGGAAGUCAGAGAGGAAAUGGAGCUGCAGCAGCUAGUGAUGAAACUGAAGGAUGGAUUGUCUCUCCAAACCCAACCAGCCCAACAGACUACUUUGCAGCAGGAGUUGUUCUCUACAGCUGAGCAUGUUUGCAGGUCCUUUUCUGACCUCAUCAACCAAGUAAUUUCACCAGCUUGUGAAUGAUGGAAACCACCAUUCACCUUUACAGCUUCACUGAACUACUUAAGGUAAUUGAUGCCAUGUCAAACUCUUUAAAGAGUCUCAGGUGUUGCAUUGUAAUAACACAGCAUAACAGAUUUCUGCAUUUAAUGACUUCACCAGGAACAUAUUGGAGAACAAUAUUCCUUUUUUGUGGUUUCCAGCUCCUGUGCAGUGGAUUCCUCAGCAGUACAAAUGAUUGCCCAUUUCUCUCUCUUUAGCUGAUAUCCCAUAGUCAAGUUACUUCUUUGUAAGUCACUCAAGUAUUUCUUGUUGGUGCCAGCAACAAGGAAAACUUUUUUUUUUUUGUAGUGCACAGAAGUAUUUUAAAGAUCUGAGAAAUGAAAAUUAUGCAGUACCACUUCAGAGAGAAAAAAUAUAGACUUAGUUACUUAUUAUCACAGUUCUGCAGGAGGUGCAUAAAAAAUAGUGAAUGAGUACGUUCAUGUGUGUUCAAAACCAGUUAUGGUUCAAGAAAAUGUGCAUAAUGUUAAGGAUUUUAAGGAUGUCACUGAAAGUAUACCAGCUUUUCAAGAGAGAAAUUCUCCUAAUUAUUACAGAAUUUUUUCUGUGAUUACUGAGAAAAUAAAUUUGGCUUGGGUAAAAGCAAAAUAUUUUUGAAAGCUUUGGGAGAAAAGUGAGAUAAAUUAUAUAUUCUGAAGCUUUGCUUCAUGUAUAAUCAAACAGAGUUUAGGCUGAUGUGAAUGAAAAGACUAAUGAAAAAUGUAGUGCCUAAAAAAAGCUGCU